CCAUAUAUAGACCAGGCAAAAAAUUCCAUCAAGGUCGAUGUCAAUCUGGACGUUCAUACGAAAGGCGUGAUGUGAUAUUCGGAGCGGAGCAAACAAGACAAACUCGGCCUUAAGAUACGAUAUCCGCCGUAAACAGUCUGCACGUUGCUCACAGUAGCUAUUCCACCCAUUACUCAAUUAUUAAAAUGCAGAAUCAGGUAAUUAUGGACGAUGAUGACGAUGAUCUCUAUGACCCUGCCGAUGCAGUGCAGGUAGCUACAUCCCAGAAUACAGCGCAUCACGCCCAAGCGAAUGUCAAUCAAGAGCCAGAUGACGUCGAGGAGGAAGAGAUAGAGGUUGAAGAAGAUGAUGACGAUUUUAAUAUUAUCACGGAAGCCCCUCCUGAUGCGCCUCCCCCAGAAGUUCCACAUCCACGCCACGCCAGCCUACGAGCUGAGUCGCAGCGACCUCCAUCUGUAGAUUCUUCCGUAACGAAGUCAGUUACGCCCUCCGUGACACCGAAAGUGGAACAUGCAACUCCGGUCCCAGUCGGCGCUCGACCCGCCGUACCGCAGAAACCAGGUUCUGCAUAUCCUCCUAUCCACGCUUCAGAUAUCGACGUUCAUGCAAACCCAACUCACCCAGCUACCGGUAAACCAAUUCUGUCGACGGAUAUGGAUGCGGACUUCCCAGAAGAUGAUAAGCCCUGGAGGCGGCCGGGUUCUGACAUCUCGGACUACUUCAACUACGGAUUCGAUGAAUUUACAUGGGCAAGCUAUGUUUUGAAACAGCAAGAGUUAAGAAAGGAAGUUGGCGACCAGAAGAGACAACUGGAUGACAUGCAGAGUUUCUUGACCAUGGGGCUUCCGCCGAUGCCCGGCGGUCCUCAACCUGGACCUGGAGGUCCCGGUGGCGCACCGCCGCCGAUGCCUGGCAUGCCAGGAAUGCCAGACAUGUCUCCAGAUAUGAUGCAGGGAAUGCUAGCUAGUAUGAUGGCGCAGGGCUUGGACCCAUCAUCUAUGGAUCCAAUGUCUUUCAUGCAGCACGCCCAGGCAAUGAUGGGAGGCCAAUCCGGCGCAGGCGGCGGACAACAAGGCCAGCCUGGCUAUGGUAACCAAGGUGGUGGCCAACCUCAGAUGGGCUAUGGAGGGGGCUUUGGUGGUGGACGGGGACGGGGCCGGAGAUGGUAAAAAGCUACUGAGUUCAUGUUUUGGUCACGCUGUAAUUUCUAUAAUGCGCUGUGUAGCAUCCUGGGACGGUUCGGUCUGGUGGAGUUCAAUGUGUAACAAUCAAAGAUACGCCAAUAGUUAAACCACGACUUUUUUCGAGCUUAUGCCUUCGCGUUUAUCUAGAUCAUCAUGUUCGGGAGAAAGGAGCUCACGUCUUUGACGACAUCCAGGGGAAAGCAAUAGAUUAGUUAGAAGUCGAGACGGAAAGAUUCUCUUAACCAAAUCUCUGCGAUUUCUAUAAUCGAAAGCGACCGCAUUUAACUGCAAUUGAGUCAUAUUUGUCGGACGGGAAUUGAAAGGUGGUAAAUAGAAAGUUGAAGCUAUACCCUCGGCAGCGGCAAUCCGAUGGGGAAGUGAAGCUGUCGGUCUUGGCAUUCUGGAAAUUUCUCGUGUCGACUUGAGUCGAGAUCUUCUUUCUUCCCUUCCCCG
Aspergillus pseudonomiae is the source of this 1637-nucleotide messenger RNA. RefSeq names its product cleavage polyadenylation factor subunit FIP1 (gene fip1). Gene Ontology annotation, cellular component: mRNA cleavage and polyadenylation specificity factor complex. Gene Ontology annotation, molecular function: RNA binding. The record is from RefSeq and is a predicted model, not a curated record. The transcript is spliced from 3 exons. The coding region runs from base 186 to 1169 and encodes 327 amino acids. Lineage: Eukaryota; Fungi; Ascomycota; Eurotiomycetes; Eurotiales; Aspergillaceae.